This is a messenger RNA of Dictyostelium purpureum, 1368 nucleotides long. RefSeq lists its product as uncharacterized. The transcript has 3 exons. NCBI's taxonomy places the organism in Eukaryota, Evosea, Eumycetozoa, Dictyosteliales, Dictyosteliaceae. The record is from RefSeq and is a predicted model, not a curated record. The coding region runs from base 1 to 1368 and encodes 455 amino acids. Gene Ontology annotation, cellular component: cytoplasm.
AUGGAAUUUCACUACGAAUCUUUUUUUCAAUCUAAAGAUGAAAACAAUAACGACAAUAACCACAACAACAACAGUAAUAGCAAUAACGAUAGCGAAAAUAGUAGUUUGAAUACAUUCUCAUCAAGUCUUUGGGGAUCAUUUUCUUCAAUAGUAGACACUGUUAAACAAAAAUCCGAGGUUAUAAUAAAUACAUAUAAAGACGACAAUCAAGCUACCGAUAAUAAUAGUAGUAAUAAUGAAAAUAUAGUGAAUAAUAACACCAAUAAUAGCAUUAAUAAUUUAUUUUCAUCCCCACUUUUAACAAAUUUUUCAAAAGUCAAAGAUAAAAUUUCUGUUGGUUUUAAUAAUUUUAUUCAAGAGUAUCCAUCAAUGAAUGAGGAUGAUGCAGAUUUAGAAAAGGAUGAGUUUGAUAUUGAUUCCUCAUUGGUUGGAGAUUCAUUUAAUUAUUUAAUUCCAAAAAAUAAUAAAGAAUCUAAUAAUAGUAACAAUAAUAGCAAUAGUAGUAAUAGCAAUAAUAAUAAUAAUAAUAACACUAAUAAUAACAAUCAAUCAAAUAAUACUGAAACCAAUACAAACACAACACCAAUUAAAAAAGAAGUAUCUUAUACAAUUGACCAAAAUGAAAUAAAUCAAUAUUUAAAAGAUCCAACUCAAGAUGGUUAUAAAGAAUAUAAACAAAAUUUUAUAAUUUCAAAUCAUAAAGAAAACAUUGUCAGUUUAUUAACAAGUAAAAAUCAUCACUAUAGAAAUCUUUAUAAUCAUUUAGUUCCAAAUUAUAUUAAUGAAAUUGAUUUUUGGUGUCGUUAUUUCUUUAUAGAGGAUAUUAAAAUAAAAUAUCAUAAAUUAUUAAAUCAAGAUGACGAUGAUGAGGUAAAUUGGGAUGAUAAUGAUGAUGUAGAACAAGAGCAAGAACAAAAAGAACAGGAAAAAGAAGAAUCAGAAUCAAAUACUGAAACCAAAAUAGAAGAUGAAGAAUUAAAUAAAGAAAACAAUAAUUUUGAAAGUACAGAAAAAAAUAUCGAUACAGAAGAAUCCGAAGAAUCAGAAGAAUCAGAAGAACCAGAGCAUCCAAUACAACAAGAGCAACAAGAACAACAAGAACAACAAGAACAAUUAGAAAAAUCACAACCAGAACAACCACAACAACCACAACAACCACAAUCACAACCAGAGCAAUCAAAAGAAACAGAGCAACCAGAACAAAUUUUAAAAAACAAUGUACAUAAUGAUUAUACUAUUCAACAACAAUCACCACAAGAACAAAGCUUAAGAAGAAAAGUGGGAUCAACUGGUGAACUUAAUGACUGGGAAUUAAUGAAAUCACAAUCAUCAUCUGAAGAUGGUGAAGAAUGGUCCAACUGGGAAUAG